CCCACAGAUACACUGGAGACAGGACCUGGACAGAGCUUCCCUGGCAUGGAGCACCUUCUCACCCCACAGAUACACUGGAGACAGGACCUAGACAGAGCUUCCCUGGCAUGGAGCACCUUCUCACCCCACAGAUAGACUGGAGACAGGACCUGGACAGAGCUUCCCUGGCAUGGAGCACCUUCUCACCCCACAGAUACACUGGAGACAGGACCUAGACAGAGCUUCCCUGGCAUGGAGCACCUUCUCACCCCACGGAUACACUGGAGACAGGACCUAGACAGAGCUUCCCUGGCAUGGAGCACCUUCUCACCCCACAGAUACACUGGAGACAGGACCUGGACAGAGCUUCCCUGGCAUGGAGCACCUUCUCACCCCACAGAUAGACUGGAGACAGGACCUAGACAGAGCUUCCAGAGUACAGAAGAUGUUGUUUUAUAACAUUUCCAAUUCCAGUCUAUAUUUUAUAAUAGUUGAGAGAAGACACAGGGUUGUUAAUUUGUUUAUGUUCUGUAGAUUUACAAAUGAUUGAAGACUUUGGAUGGACUGUUCUAUUGUGUGUGUGUGUGUGUGUGUGUGUGUGUGUGUGUGUGUGAAGUUGAACUCUGAUAUUUAAGGUGAUCACAUCUGUUACUUGGGUGUUGCAUGAUGUUUUUGUUUAGUUUUCUUUUCCUGGAGGACAAAGAAAUUAGUUUGUUAUAAAUAAUAAGUCUGUUCUUCCAAGGAACACCCCUCAUGUUGAUGCGUGUGGGAAGUUUUUUUUAAAUGUUUGUGGGAUUGGUUGUGAUUCCUGUAUAAUUGUGGUUUGCCGACUAAUGCAACAGCUCUGGACCACACUGCCCUUCCAUCAAGACCCCCCUUAAGAACAUUAAAAAAAAAAAGUUACGAAAAGUUAUUGUUGAGAUAAGUUUGUUGUGCAUAUCUGUUACUGCAGCAUUGUUUCUACAACUCCAACAAACUACUACUUGUAGAUGAGAUACUGUACUGUAUACAUUGAUUUACCACGGUUGUUUUUACUGCAUAUCGGUUGGUGAAUCUGAGUGUUGGGUUUUAAAACCGCUGUACUAAUAAAACAAACUGUUGACGCACGAAGUAAAGGCCUUUAUGCUCUUUCUAAGAGACAACCAGCUAUGCACCCUCAUGCGGAGUGCCUCUGAAAAUCAGGAACUGGAAUGAAAAUGAAGAAUAAAACCUACUCGGAACUAUUUACUCUGCUGCUUGUGUAGAUGCUCUUCCUCUGCAUGCAAUAGAUAUUGAUGUGCUUUAGGCUGGAACAUUCUGGUAAAUAAAAGUAAUCUGUUAUGUUUUUGAAACUCAAUCUAAGAAUAACCCUGCUGUUAUGUUUUAUUGAACCAGUCAAUGUCUUCCAAAACGUGUAGUGUCAUUGUAGUAGGGGAGAACGUUUUAUUAGGAACUGAGUGUGUAUGCAUGCACAUGAUUGAUGGUAACUUCAAUGCACUGCUGUCCUCUGUCCAAUGUUGAACCUUGAUAAUCACACAAGUGUAUUUUUAUUUAAUCAACUGCUGUAACAAUCCUGAUCAAUAGGUAAAUAGUACGUUGUCUAUCAACUUGACAACAUCGAUUUGGACUCGAAGCUCUCCCUUGCGUGACGCAAAUAGACAGGGAUCAGCGCUAAACGAGGCCACGCAUAGUCUGCCCUCCCUUGGUUGCAAGCGAGCAACGUGAUUGGCCCAGGCCUCGGAAAGAGUGCCCGGGGAUCCAAAUGUACAGGCCGCAUUUAGCUUAGUGUCGAAAAAAAUAUACCCAAACAAUAACAGACAAAACCGAGAAAGAAGAAAUAACGACGAUAUAUUUGAAGGAGUCCAUAAUCAGGGUUCUCUCCCCCGAUGGAAGGAAGAAACACCAGCAACACACUGUUCUUAUUUUAGAGCGCAUUGGGCAUCAAAUGUGAAGAUCAAAGAGAUGGACCACGGCGGAGGGAUCCUGGAGCUACACACACAGGAGUUAAAGAUGCCUCACACCAUGAUCAUGCAAGACUUUGUGGCAGGAAUGAGGGGCCUGGCCCACAUCGAAGGGGAUCACAUUGUGGUGUCCAUGCCAGAGGGCAUGCUCCUGUCUGACGUGAUGACGGACGAAGGCAUUCUGCUGGAGCACAGCCUGGAGGUGGAGGGCCUUGAGACGGAGGUGGAGGGCCUUGAGACGGAGGUGGGGGGCCUUGAGACGGAGGUGGGGGGCCUUGAGACGGAGGUGGAGGGCCUUGAGACGGAGGUGGAGGGCCUUGAGACGGAGGUGGAGGGCCUUGAGACGGAGGUGGAGGGCCCUGAGACGGAGGUGGAGGGCCCUGAGACGGAGGUGGAGGGCCCUGAGACGGAGGUGGAGGGCCCUGAGACGGAGGUGGAGGGCCCUGAGACGGAGGUGGAGGGCCCUGAGACGGAGGUGGAGGGCCCUGAGACGGAGACGGAGGGCCUUGAGACGGAGGGCCUGGAGACGGAGGUGGAGGGCCUUGAGACGGAGACGGAGGGCCUUGAGGUGGAGGUCCUUGAGACGGAGACGGAGGUCCUUGAGACGGAGGUCCUUGAGACGGAGGUCCUUGAGACGGAGGGCCUUGGGACGGAGGGCCUUGGGACGGAGGGCCUUGAGACGGAGGGCCUGGAGACGGAGGGCCUGGAGACGGAGGGCCUGGAGACGGAGGGCCUGGAGACGGAGGGCCUGGAGACGGAGGUGGAGGGCCUUGAGACGGAGACGGAGGGCCUGGAGACGGAGGUGGAGGGCCUUGAGACGGAGACGGAGGGCCUGGAGACGGAGGUGGUGGAGCUGGAGACACAGAUGGUCGAGGGUCUCGAAGAAGACCUAGAGACACAGAUGGUUGAGGGUCUCGAAGAAGACCUAGAGACGGAGGUGAUUGAAGGCCCUGACAUCGGCCACGAGCACUUGCUGGGUGCCGAAGUGGCUAUGGACUCUCACCACCACCACCUUCACCAUGUUCUAACCUCAGACCUCAUUCAGGGCUCAGUCCACCAUCACCACCACAUGCCAGACCAGCUCUUUGUGGAGCACCAGGAGGAGGAUGGGGUGGAGGGCUUGGACCAGGAGGUGCUGGUUGGGGAGGAGGUGGGGCAGGAGGACCCAGUGAUCCAGGCCCAUGAGGAGCUGGAGGUGGAGGCUGUCUCUCUGCAGACUGACGAGGAUGAGGAGGAUGUGAAGAGCACUUCGGAGGACUACCUCAUGAUCUCCUUGGAUGACGUUGGUGAGAAACUGGACAUAGGAGACACUCCUCUAGAGAUCACUACUGAGAUGAUGCAGAACGAUGGCUCCAACAAGGAGGGGUCAGAGGUCAUCAAGGUCUACAUUUUCAAAGCAGAGGCCGAUGACGAUGUGGAGAUAGAUGUGUCAGACAUGGCAGAGCAGGUGUACAUGGAGGUGAUUGUUGGAGAGGAGGAGACUUCAGUAGUCCAGGAGAACCAGCUAGAUGACUCUCCAAACAGCAAGAUGUUUGUCCCGGUCUCCUGGGCUGCUGCCUAUGAUAACAGUGUGGACACAGUGAAGAAUGGAGGGACCAGGCCCUACAUUCAGAUCAGAGACGGUCAGGGUACCAACAGAGCCCUCAAACAGAAGAUCAGGAAGAAGAAGAGGAAGGGAGAGACACGGCAGUGCCAGACCGCUGUGAUCAUCGGUCCAGACGGCAUGCCCCUGACCGUCUACCCCUGUCACAUCUGCGGUAAGAAGUUCAGGUCACAAGGCUUCCUCAAGUGCCACAUGAAGAACCAUCCUGACCACCACCUUAAGAAGUACCAGUGUACCGACUGUGACUUCACCACCAACAAGAAGGUCAACUUCCACAACCACCUGGAGUCCCACAAGCUACUGGUUCAUCGCAGUGACAGAGACCGAACCUCUUCCCCAGAGUACCCGGACUACAACAGGACCACCCCAGAGUACCCAGAAUACAACAGGACCACCCCAGAGUACCCAGAAUACAACAGGACCUACACAGAAUACACCCGGCGUUACCACGAAGACAGCCAGCUAGGGUCUAACAAGCUGAUCCUGAGGGACAAGGAGUCCAAACUGCACCACUGUAAGUACUGUGACUAUGAGACUGCAGAGCAGGGGCUCCUCAACCGCCACCUAUUGGCCGUUCACAGCAGGAACUUCGCCCACGUGUGCGUGGAGUGCACUAAAGGCUUCCGUCACCCGUCAGAGCUCAAGAAGCACAUGCGGACCCACACGGGGGAGAAGCCGUACUGCUGCCCGCACUGUGACUUUCGCUGUGCAGACCAGUCCAACCUAAAGACUCACAUCAAGAGCAAGCACGGUGCCGACCUGCCUUUUAAGUGUGGCCACUGCCCCCAGGCCUACGCUGACGAAGGGGAGCUGCAGCGGCACACGGAGAUGGUGCAGGGCCACAAGACCCACCAGUGUCCCCACUGCGAACACAAGAGCACCAACUCCUCUGAUCUAAAACGACACAUUAUAUCGGUUCACACCAAAGACUUCCCUCACCAGUGUGACGUGUGUGAGAAGGGCUUCCACCGGCCCUCUGAGCUGAAGAAACACUCAGAGACGCACAAGGGCAGCAAGGUGCACCAGUGCAGGCACUGUAACUUCACGACCUCUGAACCUUUCACCCUCAGCAGACACAUCCUGUCCGUUCACACCAAGGACCUCCCCUUUAAGUGUAAACGUUGCCGGCGAGGGUUCCGCCAGUCCACGGAGCUGAAGAAACACAUGAAGACCCACAGUGGGAGGAAGGUGUACCAGUGUCAGUACUGCGAGUACAACAGCCCGGACGCUUCAGGAUUCAAACGCCACGUGAUCUCGAUCCACACCAAGGAAUACCCCCACUGCUGUGACUACUGUUGUAAAGGCUUCCGAAGGCCCUCGGAGAAGAGCCAGCACAUAGCCAGACAUCACAAAGAUAUGUUGAUGGAGCGUUGUGAAUACAGUGACGACACAACGUUACCCGGAUAGAAACAGACUGCACACACUCGGUCUACGUAGACCUGAUUCACACGACAAAGGGGGAACACGGUUAGGAAGUUGAUAAGGAUGGAAUGGUACAUUUAGACUGCUAGCGACAAUAACAUUCUGACUGACUGCUUCUCUUUUUCUACUGGUUGUAUAGAGUAGGAAGAGGUCUCACCAGACACCCUCCCAUUCCCUCUCCCCCAGGUGUAAUCAAACUAAGCAUAUUGUGGAAGUUGGGAGAAGAUUAAAACCAGGGUACAUGUAGUCUUUAUGUAUGUAUUUAUCUGCAGAGAGAGGAUUCACCAUAUGAUGAACAUUUAUUCAGGGUCUCAAAUUAAGUCUAUUUUUUAUACAUGUUGAAACUCUGAGGUGGGGAAAAGACAGACGUUAUUUGAGAACAUUCAGGCCUCUCUCCUCUCUGUGUUUCUCUCCCUCGCUCUCUGUUUCUCUCGCUCUCUCUCUCUCUCUCUCUCUGUCUGUGUUUCUCUCUCUCCCUCGCUCUCUCUGUGUUUCUCUCCCUCCCUCGCUCUCUC
Messenger RNA from Oncorhynchus gorbuscha (pink salmon), 5459 nucleotides. Its product is annotated as zinc finger protein 711-like. Gene Ontology annotation, cellular component: nucleus. The transcript has 9 exons. Gene Ontology annotation, molecular function: RNA polymerase II transcription regulatory region sequence-specific DNA binding; metal ion binding; DNA-binding transcription factor activity, RNA polymerase II-specific. NCBI's taxonomy places the organism in Eukaryota, Metazoa, Chordata, Actinopteri, Salmoniformes, Salmonidae. The record is from RefSeq and is a predicted model, not a curated record. Bases 1921 to 4929 code for a protein of 1002 amino acids. Gene Ontology annotation, biological process: regulation of transcription by RNA polymerase II.